GAGGAGUCAAAGGAAAGAGGAAGAUGUUCUCGUUUUCUUUACGAUGUCGGAUUGGAGUUAUCAGAGGAAGGGUUAAAGAUGAUGUGCCAUACACAAAGGGAAGCAAAGAUUCUGCAAGUGACAGCAGUGGCCUCAACAAGAGGAGUAGCAUUGCUGAUGAGCAGAGAGGUGUGACGACAGUGGAACUGAUUAAAAAAGAGGGCACCAGUCUCGGCCUCACGAUCUCCGGAGGUUGUGACAAGGACGGCAAGCCAAGAGUGUCGAACCUAAGACCUGGAGGUCUCGCGAUCCGGAGUGACCAACUCAAUGGUGGGGACUACAUAAAGUCAGUGAACGGCAUAAACCUAUCCAAACUCAGACAUGAUGAGAUCAUCAGCAUGCUGAAGAACAUCGGUGAGCGUGUGGUGCUGGAGGUGGAGUACGAGCUGCCGCCAUUCGCUCCCAGCAGUCCCUGUAGCGUCAUCUCUAAAACUAUCGAAGUGUGCUUGGAAAAAGAAGGAAACAGCUUUGGCUUCGUUCUGAGAGGGGGCUUUCAUGAGGACUGGCAUAAGGCUCGACCUCUAGUAGUGACCUACGUCAGGCCCGGCGGACCCGCAGACAGAGAGGGUACCCUGCGAGCGGGCGACCGAGUGUUGAGCGUGAACGGUGUUGCUGUGAACAGACAGAAACAUGCUGACGCUCUGACCCUGAUCAUGCAGAGCAGCCAGGAGGCUUUCUUCCUCAUCGAGUACGACAUCAUGGUCAUGGACUCAGUCCAGAAGUUGUCUGGGCCACUCCAGGUGGACAUUGCCCACUCCGCAGGUUCAGUACUGGGACUCAGUCUCACUACCUCCCUCUACAGGAACAAACAGGUCAUUACAAUCCAGAAAAUCAAACCUGCUAGUGUUGCGGACAGAUGUGGUGCUUUGCAUGUGGGAGAUAUUCUCCUGGCUAUAGAUGGCAUGAGCACAGAGCACUGCUCUCUGAUGGAGGCUCAGCAGCUCCUGUCCAGCUCCUCAGAGCUCACCAAACUAGAGAUCCUGCCCUCUCAACACUGCUCACAUGAUACAGUACGUGUCCAGAGGAGUAGUCAGCGUCAGUGGGACUCUAGUGACAACUACAUCAGCGCUCCUCCACCUUUCCAAAAAACACCCUCGGCCUGGAGUCACACCACCCCUACACCCUCACACCGAUCUGUGACGUCUGGCAUAUCUGCAAACACAUCAGGCUUUCACAGUUACAGCUGUAGCACCCAGUCGACGUACCCCAACACCUUCCCCAGCAGCACCCUGCCCUCCUACCCAUCCAGCCCUCGCUGCACCGCCACCAAGAGGAGACAAAGGAGAAGAGACCACAAGAGCUCCUUGUCUCUGGCGACGAGUACAGUGGGCGCCGGAGGUCAGGUGGUGCAUAUAGAAACCAGUGAGGUGCUUCUGAGAGGAGAUCCUCUUUCUGGAUUCGGCCUGCAGUUACAGGGGGGAGUGUUUGCUACAGAACCGCUGUCAGCGCCUGCCUGUGUUCGCUUUAUAGAGCCUGACACACCUGCUGAAAGGUGUGGUGUGUUACAAAUUGGAGAUAGAAUUCUUUCCAUUAAUGGAAUUCCCACUGAAGAUGGAACACUGGAAGAGGCCAAUCAGCUGCUCCGAGAUGCAGCACUGGCCAAUAAGGUCAUACUGGAGGUGGAGUUUGAUGUAGCAGAAUCAGUCAUUCCCAGUAGUGGCACAUUUCAGGUUAAGUUGCCCAAGAGACGUGGAGUGGAGCUGGGCAUUACGAUCAGUGUGAGCAAGAAGCCAGGAAAACCUUUGAUCAUCUCUGAGAUACAGAGCGGCAGUAUUGCACACAGAAUAGGAACCCUGGAGCCAGGUGAUCGUCUGCUGGCCGUUGAUAAUGUUCGGCUGGAUAAUUGUGGGAUGGAUGAGGCCAUGAUGGUCCUCCAGCAGGCCGAGGGGAUGGUCAAACUGCGGAUUCAGAAAGACGAAGACAACCUGGAUGAAUUAGAGUCUUCCGGUUCAGUCAUAUUCACAGUAGAGCUCAAGAGACACGGAGGUCCUCUUGGAAUCACCAUUUCAGGCACUGAAGAGCCCUUCAACCCCAUCCUGAUCUCCAGCCUGACCCGCAACGGCCUCGCACACAGAUCUGUCAGUCCCGCACGCUGUCACAGCCACAACAAUAGAGAUGCUCAGGAGAACUAUUGGUCACAAGCUCUUCAGGACCUGGAGACCUGCGGCCAAUCGGAAAUCCUGCGGGAACUUGAGGCUACUAUAAUGUCAGGCAGCACGCUGAGUUUAGGAGAAGACAGCGAGAAGCAGAAUGAAGGCAGGACCAAAGCUCUCUCAUUGAGCCCAGAGAGGACCUCAGAGAACACCGCUGUACUGGAAGACAUGAAGGACACCAGCCCAUCAAUGCCAUUAGAGCUUCAUAAGAUCUGUAUGCAGAAGGAUGUUGACAGCAGGGAUUUUGGGUUCAGCGUGUCCGACGGUCUGCUGGAAAAGGGUGUUUAUGUGAACAUGAUCCGUCCAGAUGGGCCUGCGGACCAAGCUGGGUUACGCCCAUAUGACCGUAUUCUACAGGUCAAUCACGCACGGACACGUGAUUUUAACUGUUGUCUAGCUGUGCCGUUGAUCACAGAGGCCGGAGAGCAUCUGCAGCUGGUCAUUAGCAGAAACCCUCUCGCUCAGGCACACGUUUGGCCACCUAAAAACUGUCAGGACCCUUCUAAACUGUCUGUGGUUUCUGCACACAAUCCGAGAAGAGUUGACCUCUGAUGAGCAACACAAACACAGAGCACAAUUUUCAGUUUCACACAAAUGGUUCUCUCUCUCAACUGCACAGUGGACACGUUAGCACUACUUUGUCAAUAUGUAUUUGAUCAUUUUCAAACUUUUUUUUUCUCACAAGUGAGGACCCACUACUGAUUUUUCAUGCUUUUUUAAAAUCAUCCCGCACCAAACAAGCCACAUCUUCAAAGUUGAUUUGACCAUUCACAGUGGCACGUGACUUUCGUUUGUACACUUUGUUCAUACAUGCCACUUUUGUUUGUAUUAUAAAUGAAUAACACACUCUAUUAGUUUCUGCUGUCAACAAGACCACUUUGAUGUGGAUGCAGGUUUUCACAAAACACAGAAACUUCAAGCCAUCCGUUGUCUGUUCAGACGAUAAAAAUCUUUCUCUGAGAUCAAAACCAUGACAGUUUGACAAUCGAUUUUUUGAAUUUUUCUUAAUGAGAAGCUACAAUUUUACCCUUUCCAAGAGUGACGUCUUGAUAUGAAUGUUUCAGGUGCAUGUGACGCGGUUCGGUGAUGUCAUUUGCGUAUCAUAAGGCGCUUUAUGUCUUUAUGUCCUGAUACAAACCAGGAGUAAAUUCAGAUUUGAAGUGAAGUCCUUCAAAGGAGCUUGUUUUAAGUCUAACUUUUAAAAGCAGAUCCAUCUCUGUAUAUUGUUUACCCACAAUCCUCUAUUCUGUGUAUAAACCCUUUUUCCUGGAUGUUAAAUAUGUAGAAUGCUAUGAAUAAGAUGUACAUUUAAUAUUCUUGGGUUAGAAAUGAUCAUUUCCUUUUUUAAAGAAAAU
This is a messenger RNA of Sinocyclocheilus anshuiensis, 3547 nucleotides long. RefSeq names its product glutamate receptor-interacting protein 2-like. Gene Ontology annotation, biological process: neurotransmitter receptor transport, endosome to postsynaptic membrane. Gene Ontology annotation, molecular function: protein binding. NCBI's taxonomy places the organism in Eukaryota, Metazoa, Chordata, Actinopteri, Cypriniformes, Cyprinidae. The record is from RefSeq and is a predicted model, not a curated record. The coding region runs from base 24 to 2744 and encodes 906 amino acids. The transcript has 21 exons.